GAAAAAACUCUUGUUAAAAAAUAUGUAAAGAAUAAAUUAUAUAAUAUAUAUAUUAUAUUUGAUUUUAUGUUUACAGUUUAUGGGUUGAUAUAUAUUUAGUGGGGGGUGGUAUUUAGGAUUUAGGUUUGGGAUAAUUUUGUCUUAAUAAAUACAUUUUUGAAAAUUUUAAUGCUAUUUUAUGAUAAACAUUUUUAAUAUCAUCUAUGGAUUUUGCCCAAAAAUAAUAUAAUUCCUUUACAUUAAUAGCUUAUUAAAUACGAUAAUUUUCCGAUAUAGUUAUUGUAAACUAAUUAUAUAAUUACUGAAUGAAAAAAUUGUAAAACAAAACAAUUCAUUCUAUAAAAAAAAUUGUGUGUUUUGUAUAUAGAACCUUAAUAUGGAUUAACAAGAAAGAAAAAAAGAGGCCCAAAUAAAAGCCCUGCUUUCUAGACUUCCCAGAUAGAUCUCUAUAGAAAGAAACAAACAAUGCAGUCUCCUCCUAUCGUAUUAAACUUCUCCGCCUUUCCCCACCCACGCGCCGCUGCAUUAGCCACCACCUCCUCCAACGUAGCGACUUCACAUUCUCCGUCGAUAAAAUUUCACUAUACCAACGCAUCUCCAUCCUCGACACUACUUCUAGCUUCUUCUUCUCGUAGAUGUUUCACCUGCCGAUUUGGCAACGAUUCGAACGACGACGACGAUUAUUGUAACGACGAUGAGACUGAAACAGAUGAUUAUUCGGUUGAUUUGGUAGGUGAAGAUGGGGUUCUCAUCUCGGUGGAGAAGCUUGAUAAGAGCUCGCGGCGAAUCCGUUCGAAGAUUGGAAUGGAAGCGAGCCUCGAUGCUGUGUGGAGUGUUCUGACUGAUUACGAGAAGCUGUCGGAGUUCAUACCGGGUCUUGUCGUCAGUGAGUUGGUGGAGAAGGAAGGCAACCGUGUUCGUCUUUUCCAGAUGGGGCAGCAGAACUUAGCAUUAGGUCUAAAGUUCAAUGCCAAGGCUGUUCUAGAUUGUUUCGAGAAAGAGCUUGAGAUUCUACCACAUGGGAGGAGACGUGAAAUCGACUUUAAGAUGGUCGAAGGAGAUUUCCAGUUGUUUGAAGGCAAAUGGUCCAUCGAACAAUUAGACAAAGGGGAGGCUUUGGAUUUACGGUUUAAAGAUUUUCCGACCACGCUUGCAUACACUGUGGAUGUAAAACCAAAGAUGUGGUUACCUGUACGGCUAGUUGAAGGGAGAUUGUGUAAUGAGAUCAAAACAAACCUUUUGAGUAUUAGAGAUGCAGCUCAGAAAGUCAUUGAUUGUGUUAUUCAUGAUCUUUGAGUUUUCUUUUUCUCUCUUUAGCCCACGUUGAAGUAGUGUUUCUACUUCUCUGCACAUUUUUCUCACUUGUAUAUUCUGAUCUAUAUAGUCUUUGAAUAUGCCAAGUUUUUCCCACAUGUGAUUGUAGUAUACCAAUCAGAGAUCGCAAAAUACUUUUAUUAAACCGGAAUUUGAUUUGAAAUUAA
Messenger RNA from Eruca vesicaria subsp. sativa (arugula), 1481 nucleotides. The record is from the annotation of a GenBank genome assembly. NCBI's taxonomy places the organism in Eukaryota, Viridiplantae, Streptophyta, Magnoliopsida, Brassicales, Brassicaceae.